Messenger RNA from Ilex paraguariensis (yerba mate), 690 nucleotides. Lineage: Eukaryota; Viridiplantae; Streptophyta; Magnoliopsida; Aquifoliales; Aquifoliaceae. The record is from the annotation of a GenBank genome assembly.
AUGCCACACACAACAAAACCAAGCCAAAUUUCAUCUUCCAAAGAUCUAAGAGAGAAGAGAGCAUAUAUCAAACUACUGCCUUUGUUAGUAGAAAAUAUGGGAGCCACUCAAUCUACCACUGGAUCAGUCUCCAAGCAUCAGGUUGUGGCAUUCCAUUCCUCAGACAAAUGGAAGAACCAUUUUGAAGCUUCUAAACAAACAGGCAAACUGAUGGUCAUCGACUUCACAGCUUCGUGGUGUGGACCAUGCAAAUACAUGGAACCCGCCAUUAACGAGUUUGCUGCAAAGUAUACAGAUGUUGAGUUCAUCAAGAUUGAUGUGGAUGAAUUGGCUGAUGUGGCUCGGGAAUUUGAAGUGGAGGCAAUGCCUACAUUCAUACUGGUGAAGAAAGGGAAACAAGUUGAUAAGGUUGUUGGAGCCAAUAAAGAAGAACUCCAGAAGAAGAUUGAGAAACACAGGUUCUAAUUAGCAGCAGAAGAAGAAAACCAGAACACUAAUCUAAACACUUUCAAUAAGAUCAUAUCUCACCAUGCUCUUGUUUUGCUUUGUCAUUUCUAUGUUUUGUAAGGCGUCUGUCGAGCUCUGCUGUCUCUGAAUUAUGGUAUGUGGUUUUCGAACUAUUUGCCCUAUGUCUUAAUACUAAAGUGAAGUUCUGGAAUUUAUCUGACCUCUCUCUCUCUCUCUCUCUCU